GGGUCCACAGCAUCCCACCUCUGUGCCUGGGGAGACAUGAUCUCAAAGAGAAAGAUGCCUCUCCUACUAGUGCUCAGCUUGCUGGCAAUACCACAGCCUGGGGACGGGACGUUUCAUCUGAACAUCACAGAAGGCUGCAAACUCAUCUUCCCUCCUUGGGACGGUGGAAUCCGCUACCGAGGCUUGACCCGGGAACAAGUGAAGACUGCGCGUUUCCUGCCCUUCGACUAUGAGAUUGAGUACGUGUGUCGUCCCGAACGCGAGAUCGUGGGGCCCAAAGUGCGGAAGUGCCUGCCCAACGGCACCUGGACCGACAGUGAAGUUGAGAGCCGCUGCUUACGCACCUGUCCCAAGAUUCACUUGAGCCUGGAGAAUGGGCAUGUGCAUGUCCGAGCGAUGGAAAGAGUGCCUGUUGAGGGCACCUGGGUGGAAUAUCGCUGCAAUGCUGGCUUUCACUUGGUGGGUAGUCCCCGCAGCAACUGCACCAAGGUGGGCCGCUGGAGUUCCUCCAAGCCUGUCUGCGAACUGUGGCGCUCUUCUUCUCCUAGAGUGCCAGGCAAGAAGAGGCUGCACAUCGGGGCGCUCUUCCCGAUGACCGGCGGCUGGCCGGGGGGCCAAGCCUGCCUGCCCUCCGCCCAGAUGGCCCUCGAGGACGUCAACAACCGCAGGGACAUCCUGCCCGACUACGAGCUGCGCCUUGACCACCGCGACAGCGAGUGUGAACCUGGUGUGGCAACCAAAUUCCUGUAUGAGCUCCUCUAUAAUGACCCCAUCAAGAUCAUCCUUAUGCCAGGCUGCAGCAGUGUUUCCACCCUGGUGGCUGAGGCUGCACGCAUGUGGAACCUCAUUGUGCUCUCCUAUGGCUCCAGCUCUCCGGCGCUGUCCAACCGCCAGCGUUUCCCCACCUUCUUCCGCACACACCCUUCAGCCACGCUGCACAACCCUACCCGCGUGCAGCUCUUCAAGAAGUGGGGCUGGACCAAGAUCGCCACUAUCCAGCAGACCACAGAGGUGUUCACCUCGACCUUGGACGACCUGGAGGAGCGAGUCAAAGAGGCUGGCAUUGAGAUCACCUUCCGCCAAAGCUUCUUCUCUGACCCUACAGUGCCUGUCAAGAAUCUCAAGCGCCAGGAUGCCCGCAUCAUCGUUGGGCUCUUUUAUGAGACUGAGGCACGAAAAGUCUUCUGUGAGGUGUACAAGGAGCGCCUGUUUGGGAAGAGGUAUGUCUGGUUCCUGAUUGGCUGGUAUGCUGACAACUGGUUCCGCAUUAAGGAUGCAAAUAUUAACUGCACAGAGGAGGAGAUGAGGGAGGCGGUGGAGGGGCACAUCACCACAGAGAUCGUCAUGCUGAACCCAGAGAACACCCGCAGCAUCUCAAAUAUGACAUCACAAGAAUUUAUUGAUAAGCUGACGAAGCGUGUAGAAAAAUCUCCUGAGGAGACAGGUGGCUUCCAAGAAGCGCCGCUCGCCUAUGACGCCAUCUGGGCACUGGCUCUUGCACUAAACAAGACCUCAGCUGAACUGGUGAAGAAGGGCCUACGUCUUGAAGACUUCAAUUAUAAUAACCGGACCAUUACAGACGAGAUCUACCGAGCACUCAACUCCUCAGCCUUUGAAGGAGUCUCGGGACAUGUGGUCUUUGAUGCCAGUGGCUCUCGGAUGGCCUGGACACUCAUUGAGCAGCUACAGGAUGGCGUCUAUAAGAAGAUUGGCUAUUAUGACAGCACAAAGGAUAACCUCUCCUGGUAUGGCAAUGAAAAAUGGAUUGGGGGUGUUGCUCCAUCUGACUACACAAAAGUCAUCACCACGUUUCGUUACCUCUCCCAGAAGCUCUUCAUUUCUGUUUCAGUGCUGUCCAGCCUGGGUAUCCUAUUGGCCAUCAUCUGCUUGGCUUUCAACAUCUAUAAUGGACAUGUCAGAUACAUCCAGAACUCUCAGCCGUACCUCAACAACAUGACUGCUGUGGGUUGUGCAAUGGCACAGGCGGCGGUCUUCCCACUCGGGCUGGAUGGCCUUCACAUCGGUGCAAGACUCUUCCCCUUUGUUUGCCAGGCUCGGCUUUGGCUUCUGGGCCUGGGUUUCAGCUUGGGCUAUGGUAGCAUGUUCACCAAGAUCUGGUGGGUGCAUACCGUCUUCACCAAGAAGGAAGAGAAGAAAGAACGACGCAAGACUCUGGAGCCCUGGAAACUCUAUGCCACUGUUGGGUUGCUCGUUGGACUUGACGUGGUCAUCUUGGCCAUCUGGCAAAUUGUCCACCCACUGGAACGCACCAUUGAGGAGUUCACCAAAGAAGAGCCCAAAAGCGACAUUGACGUGCUGAUUCUACCCCAGCUGGAGCACUGCAGUUCCAACAAGAUGAACACCUGGCUGGGGAUCUUCUAUGGCUUCAAGGGGCUGCUGCUGCUGCUCGGCAUCUUCCUUGCCUAUGAGACCAAGGGGGUCUCCACAGAGAAGAUCAACGACCACCGAGCUGUGGGCAUGGCGAUUUACAACGUGGCUGUUUUGUGUCUCAUCACUGCUCCUGUCACCAUGAUCCUCAACAGCCAACAGGAUGCCGCCUUCGCUUUUGCCUCGCUCGCCAUUGUCUUCUCCUCCUAUAUCACCCUGGUUGUGCUCUUUGUGCCCAAGAUGCGGCGUCUCAUCACCCGAGGAGAGUGGCAGUCGGAGCAACAGGACACUAUGAAGACCGGCUCAUCCACCAACAACAACGAGGAAGAGAAAUCACGAAUGCUGGAAAAGGAGAACCGCGAACUGGAGAAGAUAAUUGCUGAGAAGGAAGAGCGUGUCUCUGAGCUCCAGCAACAGCUCAAAGAGCGGCAGCAGCUGCGUUCCCGGCGGCGCCCUCCAACUGUGCAGCUGACAACCACUUCAACAACUCGGCCUCGGCCUCAGCCGCCACUGGUCCCAAUCUCUACCAGCCCAGCCUGCCUCUUGUCCGCUGCCUCGUAGCUGAACAGGCCGACAAGCUGGGGCGCAACAACUGUGACGGUAGCCGUGUCCAUCUGCUCUACAAGUGACAGACCUCACAAGCCCCACUGAGGGGGAGGGGGGCAGCACCUGCGCAGCCAGGGUGGGGUGGGCAGCAGCCUAUGAAGCUGGUGGGUAGGGACUUCUGCAGCUGACUGGGGAGGUUUUUUAAAAAAACAAAAACAAAAACAAAAUAAUAUCUCUAGUCUUUGUAAACUAUCUUUGUGUCCAUCCACCUGCCUGCCCUUGGAACCUGGAAUCCAGGUGCCAACUCUAUGAAGACUUAUUUUAGAAGUAGUGGAUCACCGGGACUCCUCCCCUCCUUCCCCACACACACCUUGGGUCGGUAGCAGUUGGAAGCAUGGUUCAUCAGGCAGACAGGGUGUGUGUGUGUGUGUGUGUGUGUGUGUGUGUGAGAGAGAGAGAGAGAGAGAGAGAGAGAGAGAGAGAGAGAGAGAGAGAGAGAGAGCAUGAGCGCAUAUCAAGAUGAAGAACAAUUGCCUCAUGUGGUUCCUGCUGCUGUGCACUUAUUUAGAGACAAUUACUGGUGGUGGCAGCAGUUAGACUAGUGUAGCACAACCAUGCCAAAUUUGUUGUACAGUUGGGCUGUAGCAUAGCAAUUAUAGAAAGAGUUAUUUCCCUUCAUGCUGUAAUGCACAAGUUGUCCUUGUCAGUUUCUCUGAGUGGAUAACGCAUAGCUGUAGCUUAAUGGUCAGGCAGAAAGAGGAACCAUAGCUCAGAUGUGGUCUGCUUGUAUAAAAAGUAUUAAAAUGAACCCACCUACUCACAGACCAAGCCAGCCUGUAGCACAGUCAUCGGAACAUAAGAACAGCCCUGCUGGAUCAGGCCCAAGAAGGCCCAUCUAGGCCAGCAUCUUGUUUUGCACAGUGGCCCACCAGAUGCCACUGGGAGCCUACAGGCAGGAGAUGAGGAGUCAUGCUGUAGUGGACAUCUGUAUCGAAGCACUUUUGUAUAAUAGAAAGACUGUGUCAUGUAUGCCCAAACAAUUACAUGCAGUUAAGACUGUAGUGGAUGAAGUUGCAUGUGUACACAUGAAACUGGUCAAAUUACUGAUUGUGGUUGCCUGUUUUUGUUGGAACCAGCCUCAUUUUGACUUCUCGCAACACUCCUGUCCAGUCAGGUUAUACUGACUGGUGUGCAACUACAAUUAAUUAAUUUGCAUGUAAGCUUGAACUGUGAUGCACAGGCAUGAUGGAGAUGAGGCUUAAAUACAGUUGGCUUGAGUACAGGGAUGGCAUGUGCUGCCAUGGGAUGUGGUGAUGGCCACUAGCUUAGAUGACCUGGAAAGGGCAUUAGACAAACGCACGGAGAGGAAAGAGCUCUUUCACCGGCCAUUAGUCAUGAUGGCUGUGUAGAGCCUCCAUGUUCCACAGCACUCCAUCUUCAGUAUAUUGUGAAUGCUAAUUGCUGUGGGGGGGGGGCAACAGCAGGGAAUGUCUGUUGCCUUCAAGCCCAGCUUGGAAGCAACUGGUUGACCACUGGAAAAACGGGAGUGCUGGUUGUGAUGGAUCUUACAUGGCUUAUGACUUGAAGGGAAAAAGCAGGCCCUCCUAUACAUUCUCCGCUGCAGAAUACCGCGGUAAAUGUGAACCGUGAGUCUAUAGGACUUCCAGGGUACUGCCAGAAGAACAAAGGAAAACUCAAGAAAGUUGCCUCUUUUUAGAGGAACGCAGAAUUGCCGUGCCUGCGCCUUUGAAGCAAAAUGCAUAGAAAAGCAUCUUCCCUAAGAAUAUGGGGUCCAACUGAAGCUUGUCAAGCUGGGGCUGUUCCUACAGUAUGUUUGCACCCACUGCUCUUGCUCCAUAGCCCGGCCUUCCUAUGCUGGACUGUGCAACUCAAGGGAGGGCCAUCCUCACCACGAAUGCCUUCAGCUCUCCCCCCACAAAUAAUGUAGAGAGCUGGAGCCACACAGUACAGGCAAGGGUUGGACAGGAGGCUGAGCAAUAUUAGGAAACAGGGACCAACAGCUACCUUGCACCUAGCCCUGGGGCUGCCUCAGUAUUGUGAGUGCGUGCGUGCGUGUGUGUGUGUAUGCAGUAUGCAUGCACAUGUCAGUGCCAGUUCCUCCCCACACUUUCCCCCUUUUUAGCACUUUAUUGCCCCAGCAGAUGUGGGGAGUAAUGGGUGCUGCCCAGGUUGCGGGGGAGAGGGAGCCCCGAUGCCUGCUAGACUUACCCAUCCGGCAUACAGAUGUUCGCCAGUAAAAUGAUACAAUACGA
This is a messenger RNA of Hemicordylus capensis (graceful crag lizard), 5207 nucleotides long. RefSeq names its product gamma-aminobutyric acid type B receptor subunit 1 (gene GABBR1). The record is from RefSeq and is a predicted model, not a curated record. Gene Ontology annotation, biological process: gamma-aminobutyric acid signaling pathway; G protein-coupled receptor signaling pathway. Gene Ontology annotation, cellular component: G protein-coupled receptor heterodimeric complex; membrane. Gene Ontology annotation, molecular function: G protein-coupled GABA receptor activity. Lineage: Eukaryota; Metazoa; Chordata; Lepidosauria; Squamata; Cordylidae.